This is a messenger RNA of Contarinia nasturtii (swede midge), 1581 nucleotides long. Its product is annotated as SET and MYND domain-containing protein 4-like. Bases 1 to 1581 code for a protein of 526 amino acids. Gene Ontology annotation, molecular function: protein binding. The transcript has a single exon. NCBI's taxonomy places the organism in Eukaryota, Metazoa, Arthropoda, Insecta, Diptera, Cecidomyiidae. The record is from RefSeq and is a predicted model, not a curated record.
AUGUCGGCUAUGGAAAAUCUUUGGAAAAAAGAGACACCAGGUCGGAAAUCAAAUUACAUUGAUCUCUUUCCGCGCUUGUUUCCCGCUCGACUUGACCAAUUGGCCCAGAAAUUGCGGUCGGACAAUGGAGAAAAAAAUAAUACAAUAUCAACGGAGCUUCGUUUGGAAGGGAAUGAUCUAUUUCGAUCGAACGAAUUUGUGAAAGCCAUGGAUUUUUACAGUGCAAGUUUGUGUUUCGCUGAAAUUGGUACAGAGAAUGUGGCUUUGGUGUAUGCAAAUCGAUCGUCGUGUUUUUUGUCUUUGAAAAUGUACGAAAAAGCGUUGAUUGAUAUUGAACUCGCCAAACAGACAAACUAUCCGGAUCGAUUGUUGCCAAAAUUGGAGGAACGACGAGCCAAAUGCCUGCGAUUGAUGGAAACUGAGAUAAUCGAACAAAGUCAAUUCGAACCGAAAUUGAGUUUUCAACCACACGAUCGAUUCAAUUGUUUGGCAAACGUGUUGGAUAUUAAGUACAAUGAUCAAUUUGGUCGUUUUGUUGCAGCCACUGCAGACAUCGAUGUUGGAAAAACGAUAAUGGUCGAGCAAAAUUUCGCAUCCGUGUCAAUUGACGACGAACGAAUGACGUGCACAAAUUGCAUGAAAAUCAAUGCCAAUUUCAUCGCUUGCCCACACUGUAUAGGCGUAAUGUACUGUAACAUUGAAUGUAUGCAACAAGAUGCGAUCCAUGAGUUGGUGUGCGGACAAUUUCAGUCGAUUGCUGGUUCGAUAAAACUGUAUAUCAAAACGAUUUUGAUUGCCAUACAACUCUUCGAAAGUGUCGAUCGCUUGAUAGAAUUUGUGGAAAAUGCUAUGAAAGCCGGUAGCAAUGAUGUUCCAGAAACAGUUAUCGAUACAAAAUCACAGUAUCGGCUAUACUUGACACUACAUUCUGAAUUUUGCACCGAAGACCAAAACGACCUUUUUGUGGACGCUCAGAAAAUAUACAUCACCUUACAAUCGGCACCGGCAAUCAAAAACCGAUUCAACACACUGCGAAAACAACGGUUCUUACAACAUUUAAUAUGUCAACACUUACUGGUCACCGCACGAAAUCGAUUUCAAUACACCAGUGAUCAACUGAAAGUCACAGACAUCGCUCCGAUGGGUUGCAUAUUCAACCACUCAUGUGCACCGAAUGUAUUCAACGAUGUGAUUAACGAUAAAGCUGUAUUCAUCACAAUUCGUCCGGUACGAAAAGGAGAACAAUUGUUCAUUUCAUAUUUGGGUGAGAACGCUAGCAAUUCGACCGAUAACCGACAAAUGAGCCUGUUGGAAGACUUUGGAUUUGUGUGUGAAUGCGAUAAAUGCCAACCGCACUGUUCGCACGUCGAUCAAGCGAAAAUGAAAUGUGAUUCGCAUUUCACGUACGUUGAGCAGUCCUACAAAACCGCAUUUGAGGAUAAAAUACAGCGAAUUGCAUUGAAGGAAGCCUGCAUUGAAUUUCUUCAGAAAUAUGGACACUUACCAUGGUCAGAUGAAAUAAACUUAGUGAUGCUAUGCUAUCUGAAAUGGCUAUUUGAAUAUAUGCAAACAGAUUUUUGA